UUUUUUUAGGUUAUCUUUAUUUUAUUUAUUAUUACUAAUUUUUAUCGACGUGGUGGAAAAGCAGAAGUUGUUUGAUAGACAUUAUUUAAUAUUUAUUAAUACCAGUAAUCAAUGGCUAGUGAUGAACACAAACAGUUAGCAGAAUAUGUAAAGGAUACACACAUAAAAUUAAGAAACGCAGCUGGAAAUAGUGGAUCAUAUUAUGCCUGGAAGGAGCACUGCAGCAACACACAUAAUUUAUUAAGAUAUGCUAAGUGUAUGGAAAGACUAGCUACAAAGUUCUGGGACGAAAGAAAUGCGAAUAAAGAAAGUUUAACCACUUGUCGAAUUAAGUGGUCAGCUGAUCUAUGUUAUAACUAUUAUAUUAAUAAAGACUAUAUCAAAUACAGAGAAAGAGAUUUACAAAUAAGUAAAAUACUUAAGAUAAUAUUAGAUAUUAAUGAGUGUUAUGUGGAACCUUUAAGGUUAUUAGAUGUUGGUAGUUGUUAUAAUCCAUUUCGAAACUUUAGUUUUUUAAAUGUUUUAGCAAUUGACUUGUGUCCAGCUAAUGAACAUGUAAAAAGUUGUGAUUUUAUUGAUGUUCAAAUUGGUGACAACACUAUAGUUGAGGAAAAUAUUGUCAAGAAAUUAAAGCAAAAUUCUUAUGAUAUUGUGACAUUCUGUUUUUUUCUUGAAUAUUUACCUGUUUCUGAAAUGAGAAUAGUAGCUUGUAGAAAUGCUUACAAUUUAUUGAAACCGGGUGGGCUAUUGAUAAUUAUUACUCCUGAUUCUAAACAUGUUGGUGCUAAUUCUAAGUUAAUUAAAUGUUGGCAAUAUACAUUGGCAUGCUUGGGAUUCACUAGGAUAAAAUAUGAAAAGAUGAGACAUAUGCAUUGUAUGGGAUUUAGAAAAGCUCUUGACAUGCAAAUAGCUGUCAGAUGGGCAACCCUCCAUAAAAAACCGAAUUUAGAAUUUUCCAUUAACAUACCUCAGGAUUUCCAGAGCUCAAUAGAAACAAAUGAAAAUAAUGAAAAAACUGCUGCUGAAGUUUCAAAUGAACACUUUAAGGAAUUGCCAUUUUAUAAUAUUAAUUAAAUAAAUGGAUAAUAAAACUAUUACUAUUCAAACUUUUUA
This is a messenger RNA of Leptidea sinapis, 1113 nucleotides long. RefSeq names its product S-adenosylmethionine sensor upstream of mTORC1 (gene Samtor). Bases 112 to 1074 code for a protein of 320 amino acids. The transcript has a single exon. Gene Ontology annotation, molecular function: S-adenosylmethionine-dependent methyltransferase activity. Lineage: Eukaryota; Metazoa; Arthropoda; Insecta; Lepidoptera; Pieridae. The record is from RefSeq and is a predicted model, not a curated record. Gene Ontology annotation, biological process: negative regulation of TORC1 signaling.